AUGAAUCCGCUCAACCCCAUCUCCCAGCCCCAGGAAGAAAACGACCCGAAACAGCAACAAUCAUACUACAACUGGCUUCGGGAACAAUACAACAUCCAAUACGAGAAAUGGUAUCCCUGGAUCGAAGACCAGUAUCUGAAGUGGUUUGGAAAGGGGGAUAAUAAAGCUUCCUAUAUUACCAAGGACACGCUGGGCAAGUCCAAGGUGACCGGUAUCAAACAGGUUGAUCAGCUACAAGACGAUGUGCAUAAUCUGGUUGGAAAUCAGCUUGGUGAUAAUGGAUUGCUUUCGCCUGUGGGCAAGUUAGUUUCGAAAGAGGGCAUCAAUCGGGCGGAGAGAAAGGGGAAGGAUGAGGAGGGGAAAUAUGGAUUUGGUGGGUUUGGAAUUACAGGGAGAUAA
Aspergillus bombycis is the source of this 399-nucleotide messenger RNA. RefSeq lists its product as uncharacterized. The record is from RefSeq and is a predicted model, not a curated record. The transcript is spliced from 2 exons. Lineage: Eukaryota; Fungi; Ascomycota; Eurotiomycetes; Eurotiales; Aspergillaceae. The coding region runs from base 1 to 399 and encodes 132 amino acids.